AUUUGCAUGUGCUGUGUACUGUGGGAGACCAGAUAUAGUUAAUGCAUGGCAGUGGCGACCAGGGGCAGACUGACCAUUUGGAAACUCGGGCACUGCACGAGGGCCUGGAGUCAGUAGGGGGCCCCAUGAAAUGCCCCUGGUACCUUUUUCAUAGGCUUUUUUGAGUUUGGGCAAGGACACAGGGGCCCCAUGAUCCCCUAUUGCCCGGGGGCCCCAUGAGUUGUCAGUCCGCCCCUGGUGGCGUCCCUAGGCAGGUGCGGGGGUUGCGCUCCGCACCGGAUGACACCUAUUGCAGGGUAGGGGGCCCCAUGAGAUGCCCCUGGUACCUUUUUCAUAGGCUUUUUUUGAGUUUGGGCAAGGACACAGGGGCCCCAUGAUCCCCUAUUGCCUGGGGGCCCCAU
Molecule: messenger RNA, 401 nt
Organism: Staurois parvus
Lineage: Eukaryota; Metazoa; Chordata; Amphibia; Anura; Ranidae
Source: the annotation of a GenBank genome assembly